AUGCGCACCUUGCAACCAGUUACAGGAAUAGGCAACGAGCGACAGGGCACAGCUGCGCACGUCCCUCCCUCCCUCCAAGCAAGUGCCGUUCUGCCAGGCGGUGCUAAGGCUGCUAAGGCUGCUAAGGCUGCGGCUUGCGAGCCUUGGAUGCGAGUUGAUGCUGCCGCGCUGCUACUGCUGCUGCUACUGCUGCUACUGCUGCUGCUACUGCUGCUCUAG
Molecule: messenger RNA, 219 nt
Organism: Trichoderma gamsii
Lineage: Eukaryota; Fungi; Ascomycota; Sordariomycetes; Hypocreales; Hypocreaceae
Exons: 2
Coding region: 1-219 (72 amino acids)
Source: RefSeq, a predicted model, not a curated record